UUUUCAAUUUCAUUGUCACUUUCUGUAGAACACAGUGCACCUGUACUUGUUCUCCAACUUUCUAGAUGUCUCUCUUUCACGUUCCACUCGAAAUCUGCUCUUCCUUAAAUGGAUUCCACAAUGUUUUUCAAUUUCCAAGAACUCAAUUUCAGUUCAGAGCAUUUUUCAUCACACCCACAUGGCAACUCUUUCUGCUACUUCAUCUUCUUCUUCUUCUUGGUCCCUCAAAAACAGGAGGCCCCAUUACCUACCUCCUAUUUCUUCAAUUUCCAAGAACCCAAUUUGCCGAAAUACCCUCUUCUCGUUUUCCUCGUACAACCCAAAAAGAUUGAAUCUUUAUGUUCCUUACAAAAAAAGAUUGAAUUUUUAUGUUAAAGCUGCCGAAGAAGAUGAACCCUCAUCUUCUUCUUCUGUGGCUGUAGCUUCAGAAGAAAAUGAUUCUCCAAAGAAUGAUGCUCAUAUUCAAGAGGGUGAGAGUGGUGCUCAGCAUGAGACUGAGUCUGAGAGGAUAGAGAGGGAGAAACAGCAAGAAAUGGAUUGGAAAACAGAUGAGGAAUUCAAGAAGUUUAUGGGGAAUCCCUCAAUUGAGGCUGCUAUAAAACUUGAGAAAAAGAGAGCUGAUAGGAAGCUGAAAGAGCUUGAUAGUGAAACCACUAGCAACCCACUAGUGGGCUUCUUUAAAAAUUUGGUUCGUGUUAGUUUGUCCAAAGAGAAAGAGAGGUUGGAAAAAGCAGAGGAAGCUUUUGUAGCUCUUGAUCUUAAUAAGCUAAGGAAUUGCUUUGGCUUUGAUACGUUCUUCACGACUGAUGUGAGGAGAUUUGGAGAUGGGGGCAUUUUCAUUGGGAACUUGAGGAGGCCUAUUGAUGAAGUAAUACCCAAAUUGGAGAAGAAGUUAUCAGAGGCUGCUGGACGGGAGGUCGUCUUGUGGUUUAUGGAGGAAAAGACAAAUGAUAUUGUAAAGCAGGCUUGUGUGGUACAACCCAAGUCAGAGAUGGAUCUUGAAUUUGAAUCAACCAAAUUAAGUACUCCUUGGGGAUACAUCAGUGCUGUAUCUUUGGCCGUAACAACUUUUGGCACUAUAGCUUUGACCAGUGGUUUCUUCCUUAAGCCUGAUGCUACGAUUGAUGAUUACUUGGCCAACGUUGUACCCCUUUUUGGUGGCUUCUUGACCAUUUUGGGAGUUUCAGAGGUAACCACAAGAGUAACUGCUGCGCGCUAUGGUGUCAAACUUAGUCCAUCUUUUCUUGUUCCAUCCAAUUGGACUGGGUGCCUGGGUGUUAUGAAUAACUACGAGUCCCUGCUACCAAAUAAAAAGGCUCUAUUUGAUAUUCCAGUUGCUCGUACAGCAAGUGCAUACUUGACAUCGCUAAUACUUGCAGUUGCUGCUUUUGUGGCUGAUGGAAGCUUUAAUGGAGGCGACAAUGCAUUGUACAUAAGACCUCAGUUCUUUUAUAACAAUCCGUUGUUCUCCUUCAUUCAAUACGUUAUUGGACCAUAUACUGAUGAUCUUGGGAAUGUGCUACCUUAUGCUGUUGAAGGUGUGGGAGUUCCUGUUGAUCCCCUUGCUUUUGCUGGACUUUUAGGUAUGGUUGUUACAUCUUUAAACCUGUUACCAUGUGGAAGACUAGAAGGUGGGCGCAUUGCACAAGCUAUGUUUGGCAGGAGCACAGCUACAUUGCUAUCUUUCGCGACUUCCCUAUUGCUAGGAAUAGGUGGUCUAAGUGGAAGCGUGCUAUGUCUGGCAUGGGGACUGUUUGCAACCUUCUUCCGCGGAGGUGAGGAAGUCCCAGCACAAGAUGAGAUCACCCCACUUGGAAAUGAGAGAUUUGCUUGGGGUUGUGUACUCUUCUUGAUGUGUUUCCUAACACUUUUCCCUAACCUUGGUGGCACAUUCUCUAGUUCAUUUUUUGGUGAUCCAUACUUCCGCGGUACUCUGUAAUUUGUAGUGUUGACUUAUACCAAAUGUAUUAUAAAGUUCUAUUUUUUUGUUUGU
This is a messenger RNA of Solanum verrucosum, 1993 nucleotides long. Its product is annotated as probable zinc metallopeptidase EGY3, chloroplastic. Bases 179 to 1939 code for a protein of 586 amino acids. The transcript has 6 exons. NCBI's taxonomy places the organism in Eukaryota, Viridiplantae, Streptophyta, Magnoliopsida, Solanales, Solanaceae. The record is from RefSeq and is a predicted model, not a curated record.